Lachancea mirantina is the source of this 810-nucleotide messenger RNA. NCBI's taxonomy places the organism in Eukaryota, Fungi, Ascomycota, Saccharomycetes, Saccharomycetales, Saccharomycetaceae. The record is from the annotation of a GenBank genome assembly.
AUGUCUUCUCGUAUGUUUACUCGCACUCUGCUGAGAGUGGCUCAAAUUGGCUCGCAGUCGUCGCAUCGAUUCGCACGCCCUUCCACGAUGGCCCGCUACGCUCUUACUGGUCCUGCCAGAUCGCUACACGUUUCUGCUGCCCGCUACAACCAGCAAAGCGAGAGAGUUGCUCGCGUUCUAGAAAGCGAGAUAGCUCUGGAAACCGAAGAGGCCGUGAAAGCUCUUCCAGAAGCCAUUGAAUCGUUUUUGCAGAAAAAUGAGUUUAGUGUUGUUGAAUCUGCUGGCAAAAAUAUUACCGAGGUGACGAAAAAGACUACCGACGGGGAAACCGUGCGUGUGUUUUUCGACGUUGCACAGGUAGCAAAUUUGCCCUACGACACAGCGGCUAUGGAGUCCGAGACAACACCCUCCGAGGAAGAGGACUUUGAUAGCAUGUCCGACAAUUUUGCGAAUGUUAACGUGGUCGUUGUCAAGGACGCUGAUCAAUCCGCUCUCUCGUUCGAUUUGCUCAUGAACUUGCAAGAGGGUACCUUCUUCGUCGACAGCGUUACUCCUCACACCAGCGCCAACGCCGCUUUGAACGAGAGUGCUGAAGCAGAAGUCGCACGCGAACUUGUCUAUCACGGUCCACCUUUCUCUAACCUCGACGAAGAGCUACAGGAAUCUGUCGAGGUUUACCUGGAAAGUAGAGGUGUCACCGAAGAGCUUGCGUCGUUCAUUGGUUCUUACUCCGAGUUCAAAGAGAACAAAGAAUACAUACAAUGGCUUAAGAAAAUGAAGACCUUUUUCAGCCAGUUGACAGGCCUUUAA